AUGAAAAGCAAACGUGGUUCAGGGACGUGCAGAGACAUUUUGGGGGGCAGGGGCUCAAAGUGCACCGGAGCUGUCAUCUCCGGGAAGAGGGACCCAACUGCAGUCAAGAUGGCCGACAUGGGCGUCGCUCUACAUCCAAUCCUUACCGGAAGUCUCAACCGCAAGUCUAUACUAAGAAAUUUCAGUGAAGGUCAUCAAAAGAAGCCUAUUUUCCAAUCCUGGUUCCAGUUCCUGCUUCUGUUUUGUUUUCUACUCUUCAUCUUGUGUUACACCGUGUCCCAGAGCACGCCAUCAUGGUGGGACAGUCUCCCCCUGCAUCAACACUACCACAGGCUUUUCAAUCGGACCAGACAGAUUGUUCUACCUCCUCCUUUUUUCAGAGUUAAACCUCAGGAAAUACUUAAAACCACUGCUGUACCAGCUAUUGUCACAUCUACAAAAACAUCUACCAAAGCACCUAUAAUAGCACCUACGAAACCACCUACCAAAGCACCAACUGUACCCACUGCUGUUACACCUCCUUGGCCUCAGUACCAUCAAGCCUACCCACGGAACUACCACUUUAUAAUGGAUAAACCAGAGGUGUGCAGGAGCCAGAUGCCUUUCCUGGUUUUGAUGAUUCCAGUCGCACCAGGAAAUGUUGAAGCACGGAACGCCAUCCGUCAAACAUGGGGCAAAGAAAAGAAAGUACAGGGCGAGGUGGUGCUCACUCUGUUCAUGCUGGGACUAUCUGGAGGAGCUAAUAUCGAGCAGCAACAGCAGAAGCUCAAAGAGGAGGAUCUGGAACAUCACGACCUGAUCCAGAGCGACUUUAUGGACACUUACAAAAAUCUAACUAUCAAGACAAUGGUGAUCAUGGACUGGCUGGCGACACGCUGCCCUACAGCCGCCUACGCCAUGAAAGUUGACUCUGAUAUGUUCCUGAACAUUGACAAUCUAGUGAUCAUGCUGCAGAGGCCGGGCAUCCCGAGGCUGAACUACCUUACAGGGAUGCUCAUGUGGAACCGGCCGGUGUUGCGCUCAAAGAACUCGAAGUGGUACGUCCCAGAGGAGAUGUACCCAGAGCCAAGUUACCCGACCUACGCUCAUGGCAUAGGAUAUGUCUUCUCCAAUGAUCUUCCUGAGAAGUUUGUGAAUGUGUCAAAAUCAAUAAAGCCUUUCAACAUUGAGGAUGCUUACAUUGGAAUGUGCAUGAAAAAACUUGGACUGAAUCCCUCAUUGCCACCAAAUCCCUACCAGUUUCAGGGCUACCCCUCAAAAUAUGACCGCUGCUCCUUCUCUAAGGUCAUCACCUACAUCCUUGGGUCCCCUAAACAACUAAUAGACUUCUGGACAGACUUAAAGAAGCCAGGACCGCCUUGUCCAUGA
This is a messenger RNA of Cheilinus undulatus (humphead wrasse), 1368 nucleotides long. RefSeq names its product beta-1,3-galactosyltransferase 2-like. NCBI's taxonomy places the organism in Eukaryota, Metazoa, Chordata, Actinopteri, Labriformes, Labridae. Gene Ontology annotation, molecular function: N-acetyl-beta-D-glucosaminide beta-(1,3)-galactosyltransferase activity. The coding region runs from base 1 to 1368 and encodes 455 amino acids. The record is from RefSeq and is a predicted model, not a curated record. The transcript has 3 exons. Gene Ontology annotation, cellular component: membrane.